Pundamilia nyererei is the source of this 2121-nucleotide messenger RNA. RefSeq names its product HGF activator (gene hgfac). NCBI's taxonomy places the organism in Eukaryota, Metazoa, Chordata, Actinopteri, Cichliformes, Cichlidae. The record is from RefSeq and is a predicted model, not a curated record. Gene Ontology annotation, molecular function: serine-type endopeptidase activity. Gene Ontology annotation, cellular component: extracellular region. The transcript is spliced from 14 exons. Gene Ontology annotation, biological process: blood coagulation; zymogen activation. The coding region runs from base 150 to 1976 and encodes 608 amino acids.
ACAGCUUCAACUUGUGAGGGACAGGAUAAUACUUGCAGGAUUUCCCACGUUUCCUAUGACCAAAAACGGGCUGAGGACUCUGACACUGACAGAUAUUACGUGACAGGCACACGGGAAAUAAGCUUCUCGGGACACCAGGGAAACACCAGAUGCAAACUUUCGCGAUGGCACACGCCGUGAUGCUUUUUCUCUCGUGCGUUUUCGCAGGAGUGCACACAUUAGCACCUACAUAUGAAGCAGAGGCGGUGAGGGAGAGCCAUACAGUUGUUACCACCACGGGCAAAGAAUGUAAAUUCCCUUUUCGUCAGGGUGGAAGGAUUCAUCAUCACUGCAUCACUGUCCUCUCCUCAAGACCAUGGUGCUCUCUUACACACAAUUUUGAUCGGGACAGGAAGUGGGGUUUCUGCGCACCAGAGAGAAGCCACCCAAAUGUUUUUGUCCACACUUCACGCAGAAUCACAGAUCCAUGUCAGGCGAACCCGUGUCAGAAUGGAGGCGUCUGCACAGCGAUCCCACACAGACGCACAUUCGAAUGCUCCUGCCCUGAGAGCUUCUCUGGGAGAAUAUGUGAACAAAAGAAGUGCUACGAAACCGUACACCUGCGCUAUUAUGACAUCGGAGAGUCUUGGGGACGAAUUCACCUCCGUAAUGUGGAACAGUGCACAUGUGUGGCAGGGGAAAUCAAGUGUGAGAGAGUCCACUACACGAUGUGCCGUACAAACCCAUGUCAGAACGACGGAACGUGUCGACUGAUCGUAUCCACCGGAAAGGAAGUGUGUAACUGCAGGCAUGCCUACAGUGGACCUCACUGUAGUCUCGAGCCAGAGACAGAGUGCUAUAGCAGCAGGGGCACAGGUUACAGAGGCCUGGUGGGCACCACCGUGUCCGGCGCCCGGUGUCUGCCGUGGAACUCAGACCUGCUGUUUGAUGAGCUCCAUGUGGGCACAGUGAUUGCAUCACCUGUUAAAGGCCUUGGGGAGCAUGCCUACUGCAGGAACCCAGACGAGGACAAGAAGCCUUGGUGUUACACAAUAAAAGACAACGCCAUCUCCUGGGAGUACUGUGACGUCCCCUCCUGUGUGAUGGCUGCGUCUUCUUCUCUGAGGUUUACUCCAUUCAACGUCCUGCCCACCAUUGAAAAACCCAAACCCUCCAAGCCGGCCAAAAAACCCUUAUGCGGGAAAAAGCACAAGAAGAGGUUAUCGACAGCCAGAGGGAGGAUAAUGGGUGGAACUUCGUCUCUGGAAGGUAGUCAUCCAUGGAUGGCAGCCAUUUACAUCGGACAGUCAGACUUCUGCGGCGGCACUCUCAUCUCCUCUUGCUGGGUCGUGUCUGCGGCCCACUGCUUCUUCAGCAACCCCCUGAAAUCUCAAAUCCGUGUGGUCCUGGGCCAGCAUAGCUUUAAUACCACCAGUCCCAACACGAGGACAUUUGGAGUGGAGGACUACAUCUUUCCAAGGCACUUCUCAGUGUUUAACCCAACACUGCAUGACAUUGUUCUAAUCAAACUGAAGAAGCAGGACGGGCGAUGUGUGAAGAAAACCCCGUUCAUCAGGCCCAUCUGUCUCCCAGACAAAAGCAUGACGUUCCCCGAUUACUACUGCUGCACCAUUAGUGGCUGGGGACAUACACAAGAGAAGGGAAUGGGAUACUCCACUCUGCAGGAGGCUGGAGUAAGACUGACUCCUCACGAUAACUGCAAGAAGCCAGAAGUGUAUGGCAACCAUGUCACCAGUGACAUGAUUUGUGCAGGGAUUAACGGCUGCGUUGAUGCGUGCCAGGGCGACUCCGGGGGCCCGCUGGCUUGUGGGAGGAAUGACGUCAGCUUCUUGUACGGGAUCGUCAGCUGGGGGGAGGGCUGCGGCCGCUCCAAUAAACCCGGAGUUUACACAAAAGUAGUGAAUUACAUAGACUGGAUCGAUUCAGUGAUCAAACGCAAACCCAAGCCUUCACCAAACGACAUUACCUGGAAAUAACCUUUCCUGCAUGAGAUGUUUAGAGAUAUUAUAUAUGAACUUUUUUACAAUUUUUUUUAAUUAUUGUAAAGCUUCUGGAAGUUUACAGGUUAUUUGUUUAACUGUGAAAUAUUUUGAGACUGAAUAAACCUUCAAUGACUUUCAG